Meyerozyma guilliermondii ATCC 6260 is the source of this 1383-nucleotide messenger RNA. RefSeq names its product protein phosphatase regulator (gene GAC1). Gene Ontology annotation, biological process: regulation of glycogen biosynthetic process. NCBI's taxonomy places the organism in Eukaryota, Fungi, Ascomycota, Pichiomycetes, Serinales, Debaryomycetaceae. The coding region runs from base 1 to 1383 and encodes 460 amino acids. The record is from RefSeq and is a predicted model, not a curated record. The transcript has a single exon. Gene Ontology annotation, molecular function: protein phosphatase 1 binding; glycogen binding. Gene Ontology annotation, cellular component: protein phosphatase type 1 complex.
AUGACUGUAACUAUCAACAUCAGUUCCAGUGAUUCCGAAACAUCCUCUGCCACCAAACCAGCCCCUAAAGUGCAAGCCAAGGAUGACUCGGCUCUCACCCGUCCCCAUCCGUUGCUAAAGAAAAAAUCAGGAGAAUUGAUUAAAUCUUCGUUGAGACUUUCAUCAUUAACAAAAUCAGCAUCGGCAUCGUCUCUCUUGAGCCCGACCAAGUCCGUUAGAUUCGCUAGCCGGUUGGCAAACAUCAAGAUGUUUGACGGAACCGACUCCCCCAGCGUGGUUUCCACCACCGAGAACUCCCCCACAGGAACACCGCCCGCAGCCGAAGGAGGCGAAAGCUACUUUGACUUACGUUGGGACGACGAUGAAAGCGAUAGUAACUCGGUUUCGGACGAAGAAGGUGUGAUUACACCACCAGGACCCACCAAGUACAAGUGGGAUUGGUCCAAUUUCAGACUGGUAACAAACUUGCAUUGCACCGAUGGGACGCCCAUUUAUCUCCUGACUUUGCUGCUUUCUGCCGACUCGACUUCGUUGAAUGGAAUGUUGAUGGCAAAGAAUAUCGCUUUUGAAAAGGCAAUCAGUAUAAAAUUGACUUUUGAUGGAUGGCAGUCCAAACUCAUCAUCAACAACGUUUCUUACGUGAGGUCGUUUGCAGCAAUCAACUAUGACCAGUUUCGUUUCUCGAUCCCCCUUCAAAACUUAGCUUCCGUUGUGAAUGUGGAGUUUGUGAUAAAAUACGAGGUGGCGAACCAAACAUUUUGGGACAAUAACUUGCAGCGCAAUUACAAGCUUAAGCUAGUCAAACAAAAACCUCAAACCAAGGGAUUCAAUUACAACUUCCCAUCCCAAUCAUUACCUCAGUUUGACGAAUUGGUCACCAAAUUGAACCUGUACCAAACUGAAGCAAAAGCCAACCUAGAUGACGGCAAUUACACAUAUUUAAAAUCCUCACCUUCCAAAACUAGAUCUGAUUUCCAUUCAAGGUAUGAUUUUAAUGCCGAGUUAUCUAAACCUCGAGAAUCAAAGAAACCUUCCACUAGCGAUAAGAUACCAGCACCCGCAUUUCAAUCGUAUCUGUCGCUAAUGCCCACCAGACCCCCAUUAAAGCACUCGUUUUCAUCAUCUGAUAUUCCGGAGAAACCAAAAUAUUCUCAAUCAUACAAGGCCAGACAGAAUGCUUCCACCUCCAAACCCACCACUUCACAAGAGGAACCAACCAAAUUCAACUCUCAAUCGUAUGCCAACCUUCUUGAAAAAUACUGUUUCUUUGGAGGCGAUGAGCAGCCACAAACUUCUCCAUUGUUAACUGCUCCACUUGGCGGCUCGAAAAUCGACUCCCCCGCAUCUACUUUCCACUUGUUGAGUGAUUCCAUUCACAUCUAA